Molecule: messenger RNA, 1491 nt
Organism: Colius striatus (speckled mousebird)
Lineage: Eukaryota; Metazoa; Chordata; Aves; Coliiformes; Coliidae
Gene: LRRC74A
Product: leucine rich repeat containing 74A
Exons: 14
Coding region: 1-1491 (496 amino acids)
Molecular function (GO): calcium ion binding; protein binding
Source: RefSeq, a predicted model, not a curated record
AUGAACUCCUCAUUUACAGAAAUGAACACACCACUUGCUGAUGGUGACAUGGAGAAGGAGCCUGAGAAGGACACAGACCAGAAUGAAGAGACAUCCAAAAUCAGUGAGCCUCCGGAGCCUGUGCUGUCAGCUGACGCCUCAGCAGAGGCAGCCACACAAGGCUCUGACACUGACCUAGACGAUGAAGAUCCUGAGAAGGCCUCUAUGGGCAUUAUGGGUACAGAGCUGUACUUGGAGGCAUGCAGGCUGAUGAAGGUAGUGCCGGCCUCACUCUUCAUUCAGAACCUAGACAAGCCUUAUAUAAACCUGAACUACUAUGGUCUAGGACCCAGAGGUGUCAAAGCCAUUGCUAUUGCUCUGGUGUCCAAUGCAACUGUCACCCAUCUAGAGCUGGAACACAACGACAUUGGGUCAGAAGGAGCCAUAUCCAUCUCAGAGAUGCUACAACAGAAUUCCUCCCUUCAAAAACUGAACCUCUCCAAUAACCACCUCGGCACAGCAGGAGCUAAAGCCAUUGCCAAUUUGCUUUUGGAUAACAUGUCCUACCUCCAUGCUCUUCAGCUCUCAGGAAACAACUUUGGAGAAGAGACUGUACCAUACUUUGCUGAGGCACUAAUGGACAAUUACCUAGUGAAGGAGUUGGACCUCAGCCACAAUGAGUUCUCUGAGAAGGGAGGACAGCUCCUGGGACAGAUGCUCGACAGCAACAAAGCACUGGAGAUUCUGGACCUCAGCUGGAACCACCUGAGCAGCAUGGGGACAGUGGCAUUGGUCACAGGUCUCAGGUGCAAUGAUACACUGAGAAUACUGAACCUCUCUUGGAAUGGCAUUGGCAAUGAGGGAGCACUGGCCCUAGGAGAAGCUCUCAAAGUCAAUAAUGUGCUGGUUCACCUGGACAUCAGCAACAACCAGAUCAACGACAUGGGUGCCAUGAAGCUCUGCAGAGGCCUUGAAGUCAAUGGAAAACUCAGAAUCCUGAAGAUGGCCAGAAAUCCCCUGACCGUGGAAGGUGCCACUGUGCUAGUCACAUCUGUCAGAAAGAAUCCUGAAUCCAUGAUGGAGGAGAUCAACAUCUCAAAUGUGUUCGUGAAUGAAGCAUUCAUCAGGUUGCUGGAUUUGGUGUUUCAAACGCGUCCUGAAUUAGAUGUCAUCCACGGCGAGGUUGAAGGCCAUAUUGCCAAGACCCCCAAGCCGCCUCCAAACCCCAUGAAAGUGAUUCAGAAAUAUUUGAAAGAGCACAACCUACGACUCUGGGACUUUUUUAGAAAUAUUGACAAGGAUGGAAACAUGAAGAUUCCUGUGGCAGCCUUCCGGAGAGCCAUGAUGCAGCAAACAAACAUCCCACUGGAUCGAGUCCAAAUUGGGGAACUAGUGCGCAAGCUAGACCAGAAACGGACAGGUGUCGUGGACUACAGUCACUUAAAAGAGCAGAAGCCAGUACAGAAGCCUGUGGAAGGAGAAAUCCAAGAGGAAGAGAAGGAAAAGCCAUAA